Tauraco erythrolophus (red-crested turaco) is the source of this 770-nucleotide messenger RNA. The record is from RefSeq and is a predicted model, not a curated record. NCBI's taxonomy places the organism in Eukaryota, Metazoa, Chordata, Aves, Musophagiformes, Musophagidae.
AUGGCUCAGCCCAAGGGUACGGUGGUCCUCGCCUACAGUGGGGGCCUUGACACCUCCUGCAUCCUGGUGUGGCUGAAGGAGCAGGGCUAUGAUGUCAUCGCCUACCUGGCCAAUAUUGGGCAGAAAGAAGACUUUGAGUCAGCACGAAAGAAAGCUCUGGCGCUGGGGGCCAAGAAGAUUUACAUCGAGGAUAUCAGCAAGGAGUUCGUGGAGGAGUUCAUCUGGCCGGCAGUGCAGGCCAACGCUCUCUAUGAGGACCGGUACCUGCUGGGCACUGCGCUGGCACGGCCCUGCAUCGCCCGCAAGCUGGUGGAGAUUGCCCAGAAGGAGGGAGCCCAGUACGUCGCCCACGGGGCCACUGGCAAGGGCAACGACCAGGUUCGGUUCGAGCUCACCUGCUACGCCCUGUGUCCUAACAUCAAGGUCAUCGCACCAUGGAGGCUGCCAGAGUUUUACCAGCGCUUCCCCGGGCGCCGCGAGCUGAUGGACUACGCCAAGAAACAUGGGAUCCCGGUGCCUGUCACACCCCAGACGCCCUGGAGCAUGGAUGAAAACCUCAUGCACAUCAGCUACGAAGCUGGGAUCCUGGAGAACCCCAAGCCAGCACUCCUCUCCUUGGGGAAGAUCCCCCAGUCUCACGGCUCUGCCAAGCCCACAUCCUUCCCAAAGCCAACUCGGAAAAAUGGGGCCAGUUUAGCAGAGAACAGAGCAGCGACCCCAUCUCCGAGCAUCCUCCGCUCGGACACCUCUCCCUCCGCCAGCGCCAAGAG